Messenger RNA from Lolium rigidum, 1122 nucleotides. RefSeq lists its product as uncharacterized. The record is from RefSeq and is a predicted model, not a curated record. The transcript has a single exon. NCBI's taxonomy places the organism in Eukaryota, Viridiplantae, Streptophyta, Magnoliopsida, Poales, Poaceae. The coding region runs from base 174 to 788 and encodes 204 amino acids.
UUCCCAGCUAAUUCCAUUGCUCGCUUUCGCAAGACUCUUUCUUUCUCCCUUUCCCCCUCCGUCGCCUCAACCCAAGCCAAGGUAACCGCCAUAGCCAACAAGAACCUACCCCGGCACGCACGGCUGCACGUCGUCGCCACCGGCGCCGGUGAGGGCUGAGAAACCGAGAAGAGAUGGAGGUCGGCUGCGGCGCGGCCGGCGGGGCGGACGGCGGCAAGAAGCAGCAGCAGCCGCGCCAGUUCGCGCGGUCGCUGACGUACCACCACCACCAGGGCCACCGGCUGAUGCCCAAGUGGCGCCGGCCGCAGCUCGCCGACGAGCCCCGCGCGCGGCCGCAGGCGGUGGUGCUCUACACGACGUCGCUGCGCGGGGUGCGGCGCACCUUCGCCGACUGCUCCGCCGCGCGCGCCAUCCUGCGCGGCUCCCGCGUCGCCGUCGACGAGCGCGACGUGUCCAUGGACGCCGCGCUGCGGCGCGAGCUGCGGGGCCUGCUCGACGCGCGGGGCCGCGCCUUCUCGCUCCCGCAGCUCUUCAUCGGCGGCCGCCUCGUCGGCGGCGCCGACGAGGUCCGCCAGCUGCACGAGUCCGGCCAGCUCCGGCGCCUCCUAGAGGGCGCCGCGGGACAGGACCCGGCCUUCGUGUGCGACGCCUGCGGCGGCGUCCGCUUCGCCCCCUGCCCCGCCUGCGCCGGCAGCCGCAAGGUCUUCGACGAGGAGGAGGACCGCGUCAUCCGCUGCGGCGACUGCAACGAGAACGGAUUGGUGCGCUGCGCUAAUUGCUCUUCUUGAUCGCCCCCUCCCCCGCUCGAUUCGCGCUGCUAAUUUGAAGGAUUAUACUAGGUGGUUAGAUUCGUCGUCAGAGAGGCGCAUUUCGGUUUCUUGCUGUUCUUGAUUUCUGUGUUCUAAUUCAGUCCGACGAUUUGGGUAUCGGAUUAGCAGCUCAUGGAAAAGAACGAAUUGUUCUUCUUGGAUCCUAGCUGCGGAAUUGCCAUCGCGGUGAUGGCGAUUGAGGAAUAAGAGCCGGUGCUUGUAUAUGUGUGUAAAAAUUGGCACUGAUAUUAGCCUGAUUGAUAAUGUAAGCGAACAACUAAUUACUGUAAGUAAAUACUUGAGCUUUGAGUUA